AAAUUUAACUCCGUUGUGUAUCGACACACAUUGGGGUCAAAUUUUUCCAACAAUGAUCAGUGUCCAUUAACAUGUACUUUUAUUAAUCAGCUUUUGAAGUGCGCAACCGCACUUUUUUAAUUUUCAAUUUUACAAGGUUUCAAACCGGACUUGGCUGUGAAAAGGAAAACACCCAAGAGCAUUUACCGGAAAUCCGCAAAUCCCUAAUCCGAUUAAUCCUGCUUAGAGAGAUUAAAGAAUUUUAAAAACCCGACGGAUUAACAGCGGAAGUCACUCUGCAAAAUGAGAACGCUAAAUUCCAUAACACCAUCUGUUUGUUGUUCCUUCGUCCCGUAGCGCAGCGUUUUAUUAAUAAUGCACGGCCUAGACCUGCAUCUGCAUCUACACUUGUACACGUGUGCGCAUGUACUUUAUAAGCAGCGUAUUGAUCUUCUCGCCGUGUUUGUGCGGGGAAAGCGAGUCAGAGUAGACACACUCGGAUGAAUGAAAUAAUUUCCUCUGCGGGCAUUUUAUUAUCCUCUGCCUCACGUGGCACGGAAAUGCUGGUGGACACGGUGGUACUGUACAGUGAAGAUAUAGCGAGUAUGUUUGGCAUGGAUGUAGGGGCUAUGCAUUAGGGCAAUACAAUUUGUUUUUUUCUCCUAACACAUAUUCAAUUUGUAUGUUUGUUUUAAAGUAAAGAUUAGUUUUUUCCCCCCAAUUUUUGAUGUUUGCAUCCCUCUGAAAAAGGGCUUUCAUUUUGCGCAUAAAUUAACCCGGGCCCUUCGAGAUCAGAAUUUAUAUUGUCGGGCUGCAAACAAAUUUAAAUUUUGUAAGAAAUGUUUAAAUAUUCGUCAGUGGAUUUUUUUGGUUCAUAAUUGAGUAACAUACGGUAUUGCUUUGAAAAUAGCAAUUGAACAAACAAAUCUAUUUUUCAGAAUGAAACUCAAAAUAGCAUGGGGAAAUGUAGACAUGAAUUUAUCAGUGACUUGCUCAAACGAAAUGAGGAUGUGAAGAAUUUGCUCUAUUUCUAAUAUAUUUCGAUUUAACACUAAUGAUGUGCAGAUUUUAUGUGGGUGAAUAGGUUGAUUAUUUCCAUUGAUUUCCACUGUGAAAGACUUUGUGGAAAACCUCAGUACUUAGUAGUAGCUUUGGCAAAUUGUGUUGUGUUGGGUCAUGUUGAGUUAUGAAAUUUCAUACUGUAAUGUUUUACAUUUACGAUAUCUUGUAUACAUGUACAGGUACUGUUCACCGUUUCUAUAUUUCAGUAUGUUGUACAUGUACAUAUGUAUGUAUACGUAUAUAUCCCAUAGCCUAUAAUUAGCGUGGGGGAAUAGAAAAUAGUCUUAUUCCUUCAUGAUUGUACAUGCCAUAUGGCAAUUAACUUAACAUGUACAGUGUACCAGUAUAUUAGAAUAUUCUACAUGUAUAGAAAAUAUGUGUACAACCUGACGAAACUUCAAAAUUGCAUUUUUAGUUAACAAAAAAUAGUGAGUGGGACGUAGCUGUGUUGUACAAUGUAAUAGACCUAUGUAUAUCAUGCUUCCACCAUUUUAUUCAUGUUCCCUGUAUCCAGUAAAGGUACAGAAUGAUCAAGUUUGUGUGCAAAAAGGAACCAGACUAUUUUUCCCUCCAGCCUCGCUUUGGUUACAUUGAUCGGAAUGGGAAAAAAAUCAAAUGGCUGCAACAUGAUAAAUUGGCCCGGACCACUCAACCACUCAUCAACCAUGAACAUGAUGAAACAACAAGAUUGGCUACGACACUAGUGUGUUUGCUCCCUGCAUACAUUGGGCAUGAUAUUUAUGGCUUUUGCAGAUAUUUGCUGGUAAUUUUAUUCCAAGCUUAUUACAUGUAUGCGUGCAUACAGUAAGUGCUGGUUGUGUGGUAGACAUUGCAGACAUAUACUGGUAUACAUUGCAUGCAUUUUGUAUGAGAAUUAAGAUUUAAAAACAGCAGUUGGGAGCCUGUCUGAGUCCAGUGAUAAAGUAUUUCCAUCCGGACAACUGAACUGAGGCCCAGGUUCAACCGACUCCAGGUGUUAUUUUGGUAAAAUCUCCCUACUUGUCUUUCCACACAUUUGAACGUUAAUGCCAGUGAGCAGUGCGUCUGGUAUCAUGGGAGAAUUUGUCGGCGGGAACACAGUGGAUCGGUGGACAUGCCCAAACGACAGGCAACUGGCUCUCCGGGCCAAGCUGGGUUCUGGUUGGUCCUUCCACACCUCAGCCGGCAGCAAAUACAAGAAGAGCGAUGCCCUAAGCAGGGAGGAACAAGAGACGAUCCUGAAUGUGAUUGAGAGAGCAGACAAACUAGAGACGGCAGAGCAGGAGAGGAUAGGGCGGCUCGUGGACAAACUGGACAACAUGAAGAAGAACGCGCUUGGCAACGGAUCAGGGAAGUGUGUCCUGUGUGGGGACGAGUUUGGUCUGCUAGGUGCUUCGCCGCUAUCCUGCCAUGAUUGUUAUAAGGCUGUGUGCACAAAGUGCGGAGUAGACACAACCAACAGUUUCAAGCACCCGAUUCUGUUAUGCAAAAUAUGCAGCGAAACGAGAGAGUUGUGGAAGAGGUCAGGAGCCUGGUUUUUUAAGAGCCUUCCAAAGUACGUCAUUCCAGAGAAGAAGAUGGACCAGUCUCGAUUCCUCGGCAGGAGAAUCGAGACCAGAAAGUCUGGAAGAAAGUCUACAGUCGGUAGAGUCAACAAUACGUGGAACAAAGCUGAGGUCAGCGAGAGCGAAUCAGAAUCGUCGAGCUCGGAAGACGAAGUCAGCAUCGGCCGGAAGAGGAAACCCAAGAGGGAGACAAACACAGAUGACAACAUCAGCAUUGGCAGCAAGAAUGGCACGGGCAGCUCCAUGUACGGCAAUAACUACAUGGCGGGGAGUCGGACCAGCAUUGGCAGCGCUGGAUGGUAUGGGGGUGCUAGCACCACCGAGAGCAGCCACGACGCGGCGAGAGACGAGUCCGACAGUGAACGCAGCACGCUCGGAGACAAUGAUCUGAGCCGCACCAGCUCCGUCCGCUCUGGCGGCAGCAGCGGCCCAACGGCCCCACUCAAACCGGACCAAGAGGAGGAAGACUUGGACCGCGCCUUCACCCAGUUUGGCUCCGCCUCCCAGACCAGCUCGGCCCCGCCCAGUACAAUGGGCGGCGGCUUCGACUCGCAGGAUUACAGCCUGCCGGACGCGCUUGGGUCCAGUCCGGAUGAAGGAAGUUCUUUGGGAACGUUGGAGUUUUCAGUACUGUACGACGGCGUCAACAACGCACUUCACUGCACCAUCCACAAGGCAUCGGGCCUGAAAGCCAUGGAUUCCAACGGUCUGUCAGACCCCUACGUCAAGCUCCACCUACUGCCCGGAGCCACUAAGUCCACCAAGCUUCGCACCAAGACAGUCCACAAGACUCUGGACCCCAAGUUCAACGAGACGCUGACGUACUACGGAAUCACCGACGAUGAUUUGAUCAAGAAAACACUCAGACUCUCUGUACUGGAUGAGGAUAAGUUUGGUCAUAAUGACUUCAUCGGCGAAUACCGCCUACCACUUCGGAAACUGACGCCCCACACGACCAAGAAUAUGAGCGUCUACCUGGAGAAACAACUGCCGCUUGAGAAAGACGAUGAGUUGAUGGGAGAGCGAGGCAAGAUCCUGGUAUCGCUCAAGUAUCUGAAGGGGAGCCAGCAGCUCGCCGUCGGUAUCCUGCGCUGUGCUGGCUUAGCGGCCAUGGAUGCUAACGGUUACUCCGAUCCCUAUGUCAAAGUGUAUCUGAAACCAGAUGCAGGCAAGAGGACGAAACACAAGACUGCUUGCAAGAAGAGGACGUUGAAUCCUGAGUUCAAUGAGGAGUUUCAUUAUGACGUCGCCCACAAUGAUCUGGCUAAGAAGACACUGGAAAUAGCUGUCUGGGACAAAGAUCUCGCCAAGCACAAUGACUACAUAGGGGGCAUUCAGCUCGGCAUCAAUACCAAAGGCGAACGCCUGCGCCAUUGGUUUGAGACCCUCAAGCACACGGACAGGAGGUUCGAAAGAUGGCACACGCUCUCCGAUGAAAUCUUUACGGCGGAUGACUGAAAAAAAAAAAACCAGCUAAAUCAUCCAAGAGCAUGCUUGAAGGAUUGUUGUAGCAAAAAAAACCUUAGUUAGUUUUAAGAUCUGAGAAAUUUAUUGUGUUAGCAAGGUUUUAAUGUCAGUCCCUGUGACAAAUUUCCUAGAAACCAGUUCCGUGAUGAUGUAACAUUCCUGAAUUAAACGGUUUUGUACACAAACUGCAAAGAAACAAAAAGAGCGUAGCUUCUUAAAAAUAGCCCCUGGACCUAUAAAACAGUGGCUAUAUUACACAGUUUACUAUAUUCAUCUCAUGAGUUUAAAAGAUUCACAGAAUUUAAACCAGUGGAAAUCUGUCACUGUUAAAUCUAUGUAGUUUCAUCUCAACAAUUGAACAAGUUACACAACUCAAAAUAUAAACCCACCGUUAUUCAAUGCACGGUAUUCUUAUUUUUACAUUUGCCACCAUAAACGUGACCUGAAAUUAUGCAGAAAUAUAUUACAGGAUGAACAAAAGCGAGAAAGUCUUUCAAGAAGCGAAUUACAAAUUUUGACACAAAUUGUGUGAGCGCAAAAAUGAGGUGUGGUGCGUGUAUUCUUGCAAAUUGUCUCUAUUCGCUUUAAAUUUAGGGGAAAAAAUUGGUGAUAUGCAUAGUCAGCGAAAGAAAAAAGUGACUUUUGCUUAAACUUGUAAAAUGAUCUUAGCAUUCCACCCUCGUAGAUAUCAUGUGACCUCUGAUGGUCGUCAGGGGUCAAUGAACAUUGCGUAUCCUAUUUAUAGAUAACAGGAUGAUUAAUUAUUCAAAACACCAAUUUUUUUUUAACCAAUAUCGAAAUUUUGAGUAUUUUUGCCAUGAUAUGAAUUUUCAGAUAUGUAGACAUUUCAGAUUUGACCUCUGAUGACCUUUGCGGGUCAAUGAACUUUGUAUACUCUGAUUGCCUUUAUUUAUCAUGUUUCAUCUUCCAAAUGCCACUUUUCCAUGUCCGAAGUCUAAUUAGUGCAAAAGGAGUGUAUUUUAAUUAUUCUACAGCAUGUCAUGAGGUCGGACCCCAAAGAAUUUUUUUGCAUGACCUCUGAUCGGAAUUUUCCUUUUUAUAAGGGCAGACGCAGGCGCAACAGAAUACAAGAGGCACAUCGGCCAAGCAUGACUCUAUAACAGUGACAAUUUGGCUUGAUAAAAAGGUUAAAAACGUGGUUAUCCAAGUCGAUCUGGAUACAACAGAGUGUAAUAAGUAAACGAGUGAAUAUUGCUUGACACGUACAUUUUCCAUUACAAAACAGACCGUCAGAUUUCUAUUCCAAUCUCAUCAUAUUGUGUCUGCCAAUAAAACAAAGAGAGACGAGGUCAGAGGUCACCAGAGCUCUCAGAGGUCACCAGAGGUCUGAUAUGAAUUGUGCCCACAUCUGAUCAUUAUUUUCAUUGUAUGAAGACGUAUGACAUAGACUUGGGUCAUAGGAGAGUUAAGGUUUGAAGAACAAAAGUUGUGAGUAGAGUAUGUAAAUUCAUUGAGGUCACCAGAGGUCAAAUAUGAAAUGCCUCUAUAUCUGAAAAUUUUCUUAAUGGCAUGAAGAAUCAACUUACAAAGUUUCAUGCUUUUUAUGACAAAUUGCACAAUCCUUUGGCAUAUUGGGGCUAUGCCGCACCACUAUUACAUGUAACCCGUAUGUAAUAAAGUACUGCGAUGUUUCAACUGUUUGCAAGUUAAAUACCGAAGGUUUGAAAACAUUUUUAAUUAUUUGUGCUCUGUAUGUUUAACUCAAAAGAAGACAUGAAAGAUCGUGUGAACUUAGCUCCUUUGUUUUAUAAUUCGGGUUUCGUUCAAACGUUUGGGGACAUUUGUAAACGGAUUUAGAAUGUUUUCGUUUACACGAGUAAAUGUCACAUCCUUACAAAUACAAAGCUAAUCCCUCCAAUAGAAGAUGUGUUAUACACCACGACAAACUGUGGACAAUUUUCAAUGAAAAAAUAUAUAUCUGGACAAAACAGUUCCUUUUUACGAUGUAGAUUUCAAAAAAAGAUAUUGGGUAAAUCUGCAGCUUUUUCAAAGUAGUAUUUAGAACUACUAGAUGUGCAAUUGUUGUUUAGUAAGGAAAUAUAGGGUAUUAGUUGUUUUUUUUUGGCUUUUCUGGACAUCCAAAAAAGCCUUUGUUUUUUAUUUUUUAGAGAUUUUAUUCUUUUUCUUGUCAACUUAUUUUUUAUUGAGAUAAGCAAUGCUCAAAUUCGUGAAAUAAAAAUUGUAAAUAAUAGAAAUUCUCUAAUUAAAAAAUAUCUAAGUGCUCUGUGUAGCUAAAAUAGUAAAUAUAUUUACAUGAAAGUCUAUUAUCAGUGAACAAUGUAUGCUGUACUAAAGUAGAAAAACAUAUAUAUUUAUCUUCUAAACUGUAAAUAAUGUAUUUCCAGAAAUUAUACAAAUUAUGGGCGUCUAUCUAAAAAUCCCAGAAAUCUAUAUAAACUGUAUUCAUCAGAAAUAUAUUAAUUGUGCAACUCUAUAUAUUCAUUAAUGAUUUAUUGAUUGGAAUUUCAAACAACUGAUUGAUUAAUUUAGUAAUUUAUUGAGAAGACAGAAAUUGAGGAAAGCCGAGUUAUUCCAAAUUUCAUUCCAGGAAAGAGUGUAAUAUUGAUUGAUCGAUUUUUCAAGUUUAAUAUUGAUUAACCUGGUAAGAUAUAUUGAUUGAUUGGAUCCACUGUCUGUAGACAAAAUGCCAGUGGUCAUCGAUAUAGAAUUGUGUAUUAAUUUAUUGAUCAAGUGAUUGAUUGACAAGGCAAUUCUGAAGACUUUGCCAAACAAUUUACUCUUUGACUAUUUUUGGUUGAAAAGCACUUUUUUGAAUGAGCCAAAAUAUAUCGGCCACCUUUUAAAAUGAAGUCAAAUACAACACAUAUUCUGACUCUUUAGAGUCAGUAGUACAAUAUUGUUAGAUACUUCUCGUCAUUACUUCAUAUUUUGGCAACACGCCACGGAGCAAUAUUUGCUAUGAGGACAUGCCAUGUAUAGCGGCCAAGUUCAAGUUCAAACAAGGGUGUGUACAAAAACAAUGGGAACCACUGACGCGUAUACCCGUCCACCGCUGGAGUUUCGGGGUGGAAAGCUUGACAAUUUAACAUGUCACUCAUUCCUAUGAACAUACAUACAUGUAUCCUCCGACGUUAACUGGUCUUAAACGCAACUGCACAAGAACUUGGUAAAAGUGUUUUUUGGAAAAGAAAAAACAACAAUUUCAAAAGUGUUGACGAUAAAUGAUCAGGUGUUUUGGGGAGUCUGUCAGAACGUUUGAAGAAAAGAAGAGAAAACUGAAAUUCAGAAUGUUCACUGCUCGAUUGCUAUUUCAGGGAAAGAUCUAAUCUAGAGAUUCUACACCAUAAUUCACGGAGAUCCCUACUUCAUGUUAAGCAGUGAAGGGCCAAAAUGGUGCCCAUGAUAUUGAUCAAGAAAGAACCACACAAAUGACCUAUCGCCGUUUGUGAGUUAGCCACGCCCCUUAGACAACCCUAUGGAAAUUUUGUACACCAAGUUUGGUUUGUCUCAGAUUUUGCGCGUUCCGUGUCCAUUUGUAUAUCAAGUAAUUGGACAAUAUUUCACAAGCUGUGUUGAUGUGAUUCCAAAGCGAUUCUACCGAGAUAGGUCAAUUUCAUAUUGAUGUACGCGCACACAAAAAUAGUACGAAAUUGUCAGAAAUUGUAGCUGAUUUUUGUUUUUUGCCACAAAAGUUCAGUCCUAUUCAUAAAUUAUCGCUGCUAUUGUAUGUGCAUGUUUUGCAGAUAGGCCUGUGUGACAAAUCGGUCCUUUCCAAUUUUUAUGAAGUUUUUUCCUGUUCUCUUAAACUAACUUAUCAAACUGUGACCAACACGGUACUGAUAGGUCGUGUAUUAAAAAAAACAGAAGGGUUCGGAACGAAAUCGGGUAAACUGAAGCAGAUAACGUAGUGUUUUUAUUAUGUACAUGUAUGUAUUAUGACUUGAGAUGUAUUAACCCACUUCUUGACUGCGGAGGGCGCUGUUUAGUUGGUUUUUUGGACAGUUAUGAUACUUGGAAACAAAAACGUUAAGAUUUUGUGGUUGUGCGCCUCAAAAUUUAAGAUUUUUUUUAGGUCAUUAGCAAAUAGUGGUGUUAACAGUAUGUGUUCAGUAGCUUUUUUACCAUUUCCCUAAGAAAACUUUAAAUAACGUGACAAUGUUUUUGUGCUUAUUUAUUCUUGAAAAGUUAUUAAUAACUGCUGAGAUAUUGGAAAACUAAUUUACAGCAACUACACGUGACGUAUUUUAUAUAAGUCAUUUAAUCCACCUUUUAAAAUACAUGUAUGUGACCAUUACCGAUUUUUAUUAUAUUACCGAAAAAAUGGAAGUUUAAGAGAAAUUUCAGCUACAUUGUAUAGGCAGGAAAAAUGCAUUUGAUGCUUAUCAGAUUUUAUUAACUAGAAAUGUAAAAUACGUUGAAUGUGAACCACCUUUAAAAUAUCUUUUCUCCACCAAAACAAUAUGCCACCGCAGAGAAAUAAUUUUAAUUAUAAAGAAAUAAUUAAAAAUUAACUUGAAGUAGGUUAAACUGUAAAAUUAAUGUAAACAGCCAAAGUUAUUUAAAUAUUGAUAUCGGAACAUCCAAAAAAAACCUUUUUGGAGGGGUGCGUGUAAAAAAAACCCCACCAAACCCUAACAGCCAUUAGGUAGGGUUUUAAAAGACCUUGCUGUAAAAAAGAGUAUACAAUUUAUUCUUAGUAAUUUAGCCAAAUUGAUGUUUUGCUUAAUUAUGUCAUAAAAGUGGGGGCCCUGAAAAUCGGUGGCCACUCCCCAAACAGCUGCUGCACAUUGAAAUUGUCCUAAAAAUGAAAACUAAGAGGCAAUCGUUUGUAAUUUAUUCCCUUCAAAUCAAUAUCGUGUAUGUGAUAUCCAUCCCUCUACCAACAUUUUGUCCAGCAAUGUAAAUAAAAAAAAUCCAAAAUAUUAAAGUGAUGAUUUGUUUUCUGUAUGACAUAAAAUAACUGAUAUUAAAAGCUCCAGUUGAGAUAUUUUUGUAAAGCAGCAGCUGUAAAUCAGAUCUUCGGUAAUAAUCCAGCAUCUACGGUAACUUUGUUAUGUGAUUAUCUCAGUGUUAUGACCCUCAGUGUUAUCUCAGUGUUAUGGUUAAAAUAUAAUAUUCAUAAAUACCUAAGACAGUUUAUCCAUUUCUAUUGGUCAAGAGCGCAUCACGUGGCUGGUUUUAAACCAUUGAUAAAAUACUGGCUGGUUUUAAACGCUUAAUUCCUUGCACCGCUGUGUUCUGCGCCACAGCGCAGUACAUGCCACAUAGCGCAGUACAUAUGCCACGGUACAUGCCACGCGCACGCCAAGGAGAUUUUUUAGCACAAUGUGUGUGAGGCACAUACCAUAGACAUGGCCAGAGCGGUGUCUCACAAAACAUGAAGUAAAAUUGUUGAACAAAAUCGUUGGGAAAAUGUGAAUUUUUGACUUGUUUUGACUUUUUGACUGAAAGGUAUUUAUGAAUGGGAAUACAUACGUACUUGGCCGGUAUUAAACAAGUGCGUUUAAAACCGGCUUGGGCCUGGUUCGUGAUUUAUCUGCCCAUAUUUAUUCCCUUAGUAGUUUUACUGAGAUGCCCCAAAGUAGUGUUAAUUUAAGAGUUGUAUUAAGAAAGAUGUAUUCUGCACAUAAAAUAAAACGAUAUUCAGUGGUUCUUUGGUAUAAUAUAAAAUAUUUCAGAAAAGUUGCAGAAAGUGGAUUUUUUUAAUGAAAGAUCUGAUAUUUUUUCUUGAAAUCUUUGAAGAAUCUAGCUAAAAUUUGAUAGUAAUAUCAUGUGAUUUGAGUGUGCCAAAAGAAUGAAUGUUUCACAUUUUUUUGUGGAACUAUUUCACCUGUUUAUGUUAUCUUUGCUUGGAAAACAUGAUUAAGCAGUGUUUUAAAAAAAAGACAUUAAUGUGGCCUUUCCAAUAUAUGCGUGGUUGUAAUUAUGUGCAUAUUUAAAUGAGGCAAUUUGAAUAUUAAGGGUGGGGAAAUAUCUGCAGCCAACAAAUGUGCUUAUAAUGUGAUGUCUAGACUUGCAAUAUUCUUAAAACAUGGAGGAGUUGUGUAUUAUUUGGGUCAAUCCAAUAAUUUGGGGUCCAACUAUUGUGUGUCCCUCAUAUAAGACUUAACCGAACUCAACCCAUCAAAGCCCAACAGCAGGUUUUGUUGAAAUCUGUUGGGAUAGGUAUAGUACCCCUAUUAACAUUGGAUUUGGCAUACCUCCAGAAAGUCCAACAAUGAUACUUGCAUGGCAAAUAACACUGGUCAGUGUAACACAGACACCAACAAAAUCACACUUUUGGACCCCAAAUUUAAUGGAAUGAGCCACUUCUAAGUAAUUCUGAGUGAUUCUGUACUAGGAAUAGACCGAUCCAUUAUACUGAUCCAUUAUUAGCCACGCCCACUGCACAUGUGGGCAACAGUCACAUAUGGUCCAUAUGCGCACAUCUUAAUAUUCAAGUCAAGACUUCACAUGACAUUUUGUGCACUGAUGUCCGAAAUUAAUCAUGGCUGUGAUUGGUCAAAACAUCACAGGGUGGGCAUUAGUGGAUCCGUCUAUUGAAUUACGUCUCAUGAUUAUUUGAUGAACAGUAGUUCAAAUGUAUGUCAUAAAACUUGCAUGUUUGUAGUUAAUAACUUUCCACAUGAAAAUAAGUUACUAUUGUUGUUGUCAUGGUUUGGCCUUGUAUGUGUGUCGUAACUUUGUGCCGAACACUUUCCAGUAGAUGAGCAAUUGUACAAAUAAAGUGCACAAACAUGCCGGAAAAAAGAGGAA
Messenger RNA from Patiria miniata (bat star), 10790 nucleotides. Its product is annotated as double C2-like domain-containing protein beta. The transcript is spliced from 17 exons. Bases 2067 to 4043 code for a protein of 658 amino acids. Gene Ontology annotation, biological process: intracellular protein transport. Gene Ontology annotation, molecular function: small GTPase binding. Lineage: Eukaryota; Metazoa; Echinodermata; Asteroidea; Valvatida; Asterinidae. Gene Ontology annotation, cellular component: membrane. The record is from RefSeq and is a predicted model, not a curated record.